Messenger RNA from Suillus paluster, 1031 nucleotides. RefSeq lists its product as uncharacterized. Lineage: Eukaryota; Fungi; Basidiomycota; Agaricomycetes; Boletales; Suillaceae. The annotation marks the transcript as partial. The record is from RefSeq and is a predicted model, not a curated record. The transcript is spliced from 9 exons.
AUGAAGAAACAGCUCUCGCGAUUGCUGGGGCGAAGCCACUCAAACCCUCAUUUGCGAGUGGAGCCUGAGAGCGGACCCGGGGAAGUUGGGGUCUCCUCUCUCCAGCCUUCCGCGGAUGAUUCUUGCAGAAAACCUCCAGGGUCUGUUCGCAAGUUCCUGGGCAAGGUGACCAAUCGUUCCACUCGAAGCGCUCAACAGCCUCCAAACAUCGAACCCGCGGCUGCAAGUCUCAGCGCACAGGAUCUCCUGCCUCCUCAUGCAACCCAGGAUCCUUCACUACGCACCGCUGCCACUCCCACUCCCGAAUCAAAUCUUGACCAGUCUUCUAAUCCAGGCAUUGCAAAGAAACAACUUAACCCGAACUUUGAGAAUGAAAGAAUCGACGAUUCCAGCUUACAGAAUCUCCUACCCACUCAGACAACUCAGGGUCAUUCACCGUUCACCGUGGCACCCACUCCCGAACAGGUUUCCGAUGCACGCGCUGCGAACUUCCGUCAUGAGGUCAAACAACUUGAUCCGAAGUUUGUAAAUGAAAAAAUCGGUGAUGCCUCCAAAAAUAUGGAAGGCAUGAAAAACGUCUCAGGAAUGGCCCAAAAUAUAGCUUCAGCAUCAGACAACCUACAAUCCAUUCCAGAUACCAUCGACACGUUCUCCGCGAUUCUUCAACCAUUGAAGAAGUUCAACGAUGUUGCUGUCUGGCUUGCGGAUGUCCAUCCCUAUGCAAAAGUGGCGUUGAGCAUAUUCACCUUCGCAUCGAAGAUGAUCAUCGCUCAGGCAGACCGCGAUGCUGCUGUGUCUGGUCUGCUCCAGAAGAUAUCGGAGAUCUAUGCUUUCAUGACGCAAGACGAAGCAUUGGCCGAACUUGAAUCGAUGGUAGGAAUAUACGGAAAGAUAGCGCGACAGACGCUGGAGUGCGCCGAUUUCAUCACCCAUUACUCUGAGACAAAGAGCGCCUGGGUAAGACUUGGCAAAAACAUCGUCAGCGAAACAGAUGCCAAGAUUCAGAGUUUCAGCGAGGCUCUCGAUAGUCU